AUGGAACAAAACUCAUUAACAUUUCCAAUGGAGAGAAGCUUCAAAAUCCUAAGGAGAUCCAUCCACAGUUUCAUCAAGAACUACAACUACACCACCACCUCUCUCCUCCUUGCCUUCCCCUUCUCAUCAGCACUCCUCUUCUCACAGUUCUUCCUCCCCUCCUCCCCUCUCUUCCUCACAAUCCACAACCACCUCAAUUCCCUCUUUGAAGCUGCUGGAUUUCCCCCCUCAUCACAACUCUUCACCAUCCUCAACCAUUACAUCUCCCAAACUAUCACUUCUUCCAUCCUUGUCCUUCCCUUCACCCUCUCUUUCCUCCUCAUUUCCAAGGCCUCCAUAAUCCAUGACUUCCUCCAUGAUCAUCAACAACAAAAGUCUUCUUUUGCCUCUUUCCUGUCCAUCUACAACUCGAUUCUUUCGACCCAAAUUUGCAACUCUCUUCUCAUACUCUCCGCGAACGCAUCUUGUUUCUCUCUCUUGUUCGUCGCCUUCAGCUGUCUAGAAGCUUCCGGGUACUCCUCCGCCUCAUCCCUCCUCUUCCUUUCUGCGACCGGAGCCAUUCUCUACUCCAUAAUUCUUGGGAACUCCUUUAUAGUGUGCAAUUUAGCGUUGGUUACAUCAGGAAUGGAUAAAAGCGGCGGCUUCUCAGCGAUUCUCAAGGCAUGUGUUUUGAUACGAGGACGGACCGCGACAGCUCUGGCGCUGGCUAUUCCGGUCAAUAUGGCUCUGGUAGCAGUUGAAGCCUUGUUCCAUUACCGGGUGGUGACAUCCUUUAAUACUACCUCUUCUUCCACUGCUUUUGAAGGGAUUUUUAUCGCCUGGGUGUAUACGAUCAUCGUGGUGAUCGAUACGAUUGUGAACUACAAAUUCUUUAAGAGCUGCAAAAGGGGCUUUCGGAUAGACGAGGAGGGAGGAUAUGCUUACCUCGUUCGAAUUGAAGGGCAAAAUGGGAAGACUGUGGAAGAGCUUCCUUUGAGUUCUAAAGAUGCAGACAACUUCAUAUAA
Molecule: messenger RNA, 1005 nt
Organism: Rhododendron vialii
Lineage: Eukaryota; Viridiplantae; Streptophyta; Magnoliopsida; Ericales; Ericaceae
Exons: 1
Coding region: 1-1005 (334 amino acids)
Source: RefSeq, a predicted model, not a curated record